AUGACUUCGACAAUACCGCAACCGACUCGGUUGCCUUCUAACCCACCUCCUCGAAGCCCUCCGAGAUCAGCCCUUCCUCCGAUACCAGCUUCGAAAACCAGGAAAAGCAUGCCAGGGCCCGGCGACUCGGUUAAGCUAUACGCAACUUCCCCCCUUCCUUCAAAAUUACGAACUCCCUCCGCCGUCCAGACCAAGUCUGCGGUUCCAUCUAAUCUCGGAAUAUCGUCGCUUUCACCGAGUAAAAGCUCGUUCAGAUCCCCCUCGGUAUGCCUUACCCCUGGAAGCCCAGACAAAGCCGUACGCCGGACCGUGAGCAUUGCUUCAUUCCCCCAACCCCCCAAGGCCAGUCGACCCUCUCUCUCCACUCAAUCUUCUUUCUCAGGAAAUCCCCCCGAUAGCCCAAGGUCAGUGCCGAAUCCCAGGACGAAGAAAAAGGCUCCGCGCAUAGAUACUGGCGCGGGGUCGCAACUGAAGAACUCAAAAACACCAAGUCUGCUCAACGGUAGCGGGGAUGGUAAAUCGAUACCCAACUCUCGUAACUCGGGAGGCCACGCUAGUAUAGUAUCGCCCACCCAAAGUCGGUGCUCAUCCGCCCAGGACUCGUAUUCGACCAGUGCCACCACGUAUGAUGAUGAAGAAGGCACACGGCGAGGGCGAGAUGGUGUUGAUGACUCGACUGGCGGUUCGAAUCGAAGUCCCAAGGGCAGAGAGGGCAAAGGAAAUGUCCUGGUAAGUGUGCGAGUUCGACCAGACCUGUCGUCCGGAGAGGGCAAAAACUCUGAAGGAGAAUGGUUGGUCGACGGUAGAAGGAGUUUGGUGUCGUAUAGAGGAAAAGAAGGCGGCGAUUAUUUUUACGAUAAUGUUUUUACCACGCAUGAUAAUAAUGCUAAGGUGUACGAUGCAUCUGCGAAACGACUUGUCCGCCGUGUCAUGGAAGGUUACCAUGGCACGGUUUUUGCUUAUGGAAUGACCGGCACUGGAAAGACGUUCUCUAUGCAGGGAACCGCUACAUCUCCCGGUGUCAUUCCCCUUGCGAUCACAGAUAUCUUCUCAUAUAUCAGAGAAACACCCCAUCGCGAAUUCUUGCUCAGAGUUAGUUAUCUGGAAAUAUACAACGAGAAAAUCCACGAUCUGUUAUCCAUGUCCGCAUCGGGGCAAGGAAAUGGAACUGGGGCCCAAGGCCAGCAACAAGAAGAGAUCAAGCUUCGCGAGGAUAGCAAGCGAGGAGUUUACGCUACGCCACUCAAGGAGGAAAUAGUCCAAAGCCCAACCCAAUUGCUACGUGUUAUCGCCAGAGGAGACCAUUCCAGGAGAACGUCCAGUACGCAGUUCAACUCACGAAGUUCUCGAAGUCAUGCUGUCGUCCAGAUUGUUGUGGAAAGCAGAGAGCGAGCUCCUGUAGCUGGGCAUGAGAAGCGGGCUGCAAUUGCUCCCGGUGGAGUCCGUGUAUCAACCCUCAGCCUGAUCGAUCUCGCUGGUUCCGAGCGUGCUGCCGAAAGCAAGGAACGCAGGGCAGAAGGUGCCCAUAUUAACAAGAGUUUGCUUACCCUUGGAACAGUCAUUGCUCGUCUAAGCGUUGAGAAGGAGGGCAAAAAUGGAGACAAGGAAGGAAAACAUUUACCCUACAGAGACAGCAAGCUCACUCGAUUGCUACAGCCCGCACUCUCGGGUAACUCCCUUGUCAGUAUUCUAUGUACGAUCCAGGUUGGGUCUGGCGGAACCGCUGCAUCUUCCCAGUCACAUACGAACGAAACCAUGAACACGCUCAAGUUCGCUGCACGAGCAAAGAAUAACAUCGUCAGCCACGCAAAACGAGCCGAGGAGUCUUUGGGCAGUGGUACAGGCGAUGCAGGCAGCAGGGUCUUGCUUGAGAGGUACAGAAUGGAGAUCCAGUCUCUACGUCGUCAAUUGGAGAAUCAAGCCAAAGCGGAGACACCAACCACCACCUCCGAGACAGAAUCAAAAGAAGAAGAGCGUGCCAGAGAAAAAGAAGCCGCGCUUCGUCACGAAGAACAAAUGCUGGAGAUGCAGCUUGCUCGUACCGCGCUGAAAGAACGAAUUGAGCACUUAAACAGGUUGAUCCUAUGUUCAAAAUCAACUGGCGUCAAUGCAAGUCUAGCUAGGUUCUCCUCCCAAACCAGCCCAGGCUCCGUGGAUAUUCGAUCACUACGAUCCUCCGUUUCUCAUUCUACACUGGGUGCCGGUACAGCAUUGAAUCGCUCUACAUCUCUUGCCUCAAUGAAGAGCAGUGCAAGUGCUGGCCAUGCCAACGCAGUUGCCCCCUUUGCCCAUCACCAAGAUGACGACGAUGAGAUGAUCGGUGAAUUCGCGGACGGCAUGGCAAGCUUGCAGGUCCAAGUAAAUGCACUCCAGGCCGACCUUGCAGACAAAAACAGAUACAUCUCAACGCUUGAGCGUCGACUACUUCAAGCCCGUCGAUCAAGUCAUUCUCGUGUUUCCAUGGGCCUGAACCAUCACCACCAUCUCAAAUCGUGUAGCACGACAUCUUCAAAUAAUGAUUCGGACCUUGCCUCUCUUUUGCGGGAGAAGGACAUGGAAAUCGCAGACUUACGAUUACAGUUGGACGACAAAGAUCGAAUGGUGGCCGCACUGAGAUCGGCAGCGAGGCAAAGGGACAUGGCACACCUGACUGGCGGGAGCACAAACGCAACUAAUCGAGCAGAUGCUGCGCCUACACCUCCACCGCUUCACCCACCGCCACCUGUGGGAGCAGAUUACAAGAUCAUGGGCAUCAACAACGCCAUAUUACCCCAUCACAACAGCCACAGCCACAACAACCAUCACAGCGAGACGAACUCAUUAUUUAGCAAUAGUGGCGUUGGCUCUGGCUCGGUAUUGGGACGGGUCAGCCCCAACCUUCUUCCGCCGGUGAAGUUAAGCGCCGAAGAUAGAGAUAGGAAGCGAAAGAGCGUUGAUGAAAUGUCGCGCAUGCUGGAUGAGAUGAUUCAAGAUCGAGUCGAGAGCGGCCAUCUCAUUAAGACUUCCAAGGGUCAUAUGCGAGUUUCCAGUGCUGGUGUAUCCCCAAAGAGCAACGAUGGAACUCCGCAAAAAAAUAGCAGGAUGUCAAGAAUGUCAACUGGCACAGUUGCAGACCUGUCGUCCAGCAAUGGCCUCUUCUCGGACGUCACCUACAGCCAUUCUCGCACCAAAGACUCCAUUUCCACCAAUUCCGACAAUCAGCUUCGGCGUGAUGAAGAGCCCUCGGAGCAAAAUGCAACGAACAUGGAUACCUCCGUUGACAAACCGGCUCCGAGGCCUAUGUCAUCGUAG
This is a messenger RNA of Trichophyton benhamiae CBS 112371, 3291 nucleotides long. RefSeq lists its product as uncharacterized. Gene Ontology annotation, biological process: microtubule-based movement. The transcript is spliced from 2 exons. Bases 1 to 3291 code for a protein of 1096 amino acids. Lineage: Eukaryota; Fungi; Ascomycota; Eurotiomycetes; Onygenales; Arthrodermataceae. The record is from RefSeq and is a predicted model, not a curated record. Gene Ontology annotation, molecular function: ATP binding; microtubule motor activity; microtubule binding.